CAUUCACAAGCAACAAAAUCCCCCCCACCACUUUGCCAUUUUCCCUUCUCUCUUCCCCCUUUUUUUGCUGCCUCCCUUUGCUUCCUCCUCCAGCGAUCAAGCUCUCGCGACUUCUAGAAGCUUCCACGGCGUCUCCCCCCCGAGGCAUUUCUGGUGGGUGGAGCGGGGGGGCGGCGCUCAUGGUGGGCGCAAGGGCUGGGCGGGUCCCAGCGGCGGCGGCGGCGGCGGCUGCGGUGCUCAUCGUCGCUGCGUGCGUCUUCUCGUCGCUGGCGGGGGCCGCCGCCGCCGCCGAGGUGGUCGGGGGAGCGGCUCAGGGGAACACCGAGCGCAUCUCAGGAAGUGCUGGUGAUGUGCUAGAAGACAAUCCAGUUGGGCGGUUGAAGGUUUUUGUUUAUGACUUGCCAAGCAAGUAUAACAAGAGGAUAGUCGCCAAGGAUCCCCGAUGCCUCAACCACAUGUUUGCUGCUGAGAUAUUUAUGCAUCGUUUCUUGCUCUCUAGUGCUGUUCGAACGCUCAACCCUGAACAGGCUGAUUGGUUCUAUGCCCCUGUUUACACUACUUGUGAUUUGACUCAUGCUGGACUUCCAUUGCCAUUCAAGUCUCCUAGGAUGAUGCGGAGCGCAAUCCAGUUUCUUUCAAGAAAAUGGCCAUUCUGGAAUAGAACUGAUGGAGCAGAUCAUUUCUUUGUUGUUCCACAUGAUUUUGGGGCAUGCUUUCACUAUCAGGAAGAGAAAGCUAUUGAGCGUGGGAUACUUCCAUUGCUCCGCCGUGCCACAUUGGUUCAAACUUUUGGACAGAAGAACCAUGUGUGCUUGAAGGAGGGUUCUAUCACUAUACCACCAUAUGCGCCUCCUCAGAAAAUGCAAGCUCACUUGAUUCCUCCUGAUACUCCCCGUUCAAUCUUUGUUUACUUCAGAGGCCUGUUCUAUGACAAUGGGAAUGACCCUGAGGGUGGGUAUUAUGCAAGAGGUGCCCGAGCUUCACUGUGGGAGAAUUUCAAGAACAAUCCCCUCUUCGACAUUUCUACGGAACACCCAGCUACUUACUAUGAAGAUAUGCAGCGCUCAGUCUUCUGCUUGUGCCCCUUGGGAUGGGCACCAUGGAGCCCUAGAUUGGUGGAGGCUGUAGUUUUCGGUUGCAUUCCAGUCAUCAUAGCUGAUGAUAUUGUGCUUCCGUUUGCUGACGCAAUCCCAUGGGACGAAAUCGGUGUUUUUGUUGACGAGGAGGAUGUUCCAAGGCUAGACUCAAUCCUCACAUCCAUCCCAAUUGAUGAUAUCCUAAGGAAGCAAAGAUUACUCGCCAAUCCAUCAAUGAAACAGGCCAUGUUGUUUCCGCAGCCAGCACAACCUAGAGAUGCAUUCCAUCAGAUCCUCAACGGCCUUGCUCGGAAGCUCCCACACCCAGACAGUGUAUACUUAAAGCCAGGCGAGAAGCAUCUCAACUGGACUGCGGGGCCUGUAGCAGAUCUGAAACCUUGGAAAUAGAAAAGCUCACAUGAAAAACUCGGCUUUGAUGUUAUUGUGAAGUUUUAAGUUAUGUCCUUUUCCACUGAGGAGUUUCUAGUUUCACAUAGCUAGAUGAUAUUUAUCAAAGUUGUAUAUCUCCAAUGUCGCUGAGCUAAAUGCCUACUCUGUGGAAGUGAGUGGAACAGUUUGUAGCUUUGUAAUUGUAUAAAAAAAAUUAAAGCAAUGAAUGUCAGAAUU
This is a messenger RNA of Oryza sativa Japonica Group (Japanese rice), 1703 nucleotides long. The record is from RefSeq and is a predicted model, not a curated record. NCBI's taxonomy places the organism in Eukaryota, Viridiplantae, Streptophyta, Magnoliopsida, Poales, Poaceae.